Molecule: messenger RNA, 933 nt
Organism: Aphidius gifuensis
Lineage: Eukaryota; Metazoa; Arthropoda; Insecta; Hymenoptera; Braconidae
Gene: Jhbp2
Product: protein takeout-like
Exons: 4
Coding region: 145-933 (262 amino acids)
Source: RefSeq, a predicted model, not a curated record
GUGUAUCACCGGUAAAACCAAGAUCAAGGUCCUAUGGACAAGAGUAUAAGAUAAUUCAAUAGAAAACACAGAGUUAUUAGCUUUAAAAAAAAAUUUAAAAAAACAAAAUCUAAAAUUAUCAAUUGAAUAUUAAUUUUAUCCAAUAUGAUUAAAAAAACAAAUACUAGUGUUAUUUAUUUUUUAUUGUUUAUAUUUUUCAUUGUUUUGGGUGAUAAUUGUUCAUUAGCUAUUGGAAAAUAUCGAAAUCUUGAAUUUAUUGAGGCAUGUUCACGUAAAAAUCCAGAACUCGAAAGCUGCUUAGCUAGAUCUGCAAAUGUACUUACACAUCGUUUUAGAAAUGGUCUUCCACAAUUAGGCUAUCCAGAAGUUGAACCAAUAAUUGUUGAUGAAGUUCACAUUGCACUAGGUGGUGGUCCAGACGGAUACAAAGCUCAAUUUCGUGAUAUUGCAGCAAGAGGAGUUUCAGCUCUUAGAAUAACUGGUUUGAGAACUAAAAUUUCUGAUGAUGAAGUACAAAUACAAUUGGCUUUAACAAUUCCAACAAUUAAAGUAAAAGCUCAAUAUCGGUCUAGUGGAACUUUGAUACUUGUACAAGCUAGUGGAGCUGGAGAUUAUUGGGGAGAAUAUGAAAAUGUUAAAGCCAAAGUUUUUAUAAAAGCAAAACCAUUUACUAAUGAAAAUGGUGAAAAACAUCUUAGACUUCAACAAUUAAAUUUAGAUUUCAUUGUUCAAAAUAUCAAAAUGGGAGUUGAAAAUGUACAUGAUGGAAAUACUAUUUUACAAGCUGCUUUGAAUUUGUUUAUCAACAGCAAUAGUCAAGAACUUUUAAAAGAAAUGAAACCAGCUUUACGAAGAAAAUUAAUACAAGUUAUGACAUCAUUUGUUGAAAAUCUUUUUAGACAAGUUCCAUAUGAUGCUUGGAUCAGUGAUUAG